Messenger RNA from Porites lobata, 3126 nucleotides. NCBI's taxonomy places the organism in Eukaryota, Metazoa, Cnidaria, Anthozoa, Scleractinia, Poritidae. The record is from the annotation of a GenBank genome assembly.
AUGGAGACCUGGUUUUGGAUUCUUGGCUGGGUUCUUUCAUUCCUGACCAUCCUUGGAAAUGGAUUUACAAUCUUUCUCGUAUGCAGCAGACGAAAUCUCCGCACCAAAACCAACGCGUUUAUAGUUUCACUUGCAGUAGCGGAUUUCUGUGUUGGUUUGAGCGUUAUUCCUUCUCUGUUCGCAUGCGACGUUACAAACACCUGCCACUGGCCUCAACAUUUGCGAUCUUGGGUGACUUAUAUAAGGUUGUUGUUUAGUAACACGUCUGUUGUAAACUUAUGCGGCUUAGUACUGGAUCGUUUUAUUGCCAUCGUCCAUCCUCUAAAAUACAUUACUUUGAUGACUCGCCGUCGAAUUACCCAAGCUAUUUUCCUCUCUUGGGUUCUAACAGUUAGUUAUAAUGUGCUAAAAAAUACCCUUUGUAUUGUUUUAUAUCAAAACCAUACCUGUCCUUUUGCAAUUUGGGUGAUGACCAUAGUUUUUGAGAUUCUUCCAUGUGUUAUACUGAUACUCUGCUUUGUAUCAGUGAUAUUUCACGUACGCAGACAUGAUCGGUCAACACGCACCCUAGCAAAACAGUUACGUUUUAACCAUCAGGUGUCUUUUAAAACUCAUCACGAGAAGUCUGCAGUAAUAAUGAUGGGUCUUGUGAUAGGAGUGUUUCUUGUUUGCUAUGGGAUGUAUCUGCGUUGUAGUUUUCUAAUACUAUCCCAGACUAGCACUACGAUAACCUCAUCGCCAUGCCAUGAUCAAGACUACAAAAUUCCUCUCUUGGUUUUAAACUCGGCCAUUAACCCGCUGGCUUAUGCCUUUUUAAAAAGAGACAUAAAGAAAGAGUUUAGAAGACUUAUCGGUCAGGUGGUUUUUAAGAAAAGUAACCAAGGAGAGCCUUCCACUGAUCGUUAGAUCAUUUUUGAAGGACAGAAAUCUUAUUAUUAGUUGGCAGAGCUGCCUUUGAUAGCGGAUUGUGUCAGGCAUCGCGGGCGGCAGUUUUGGAGCCCGCAAAUCCCUGGAGGUUUGUCUCAAAUCAUAGUUUGGAAACACUGGUGUUUAAGGAGGGUACAAGAACCAAAGUACGAUAAGAAUACAAUCCAGUAUAAGUCAGGUGCUUUCUUGAAACGAUUCCGAGGUAUAUAUAUAAAAAAGACUUGUUGCCGCUGUAUUUUAAAGAAAAUACAUCAAUUUUAACUAAACCCUACCACAGGACGCGUGACUCAAUUUUGGAGGAUGUAGGACUUAAAAGACGCUGAAAGGCUUGAGAAGAGACUGCCAGAUGGAUCUGUGACUCUUGACUGAAAGCAAAUUGGAAUUUGGAAAAAAAAAAAAAUAAACAGGCGUACGAGGAGAGAAAACAAGAACCUUUGGACCCUAAGAGAAUGUAAAAUAUCAGGGAAAGGAUUUAGGAUUAAGUUCACACAGUGGUGGGAGGCGAAAGUUCUUAUCAGAUGGAACCUUUAAUAUCACAUCGUGAGAGUAUAUUUUUAUGUUCACAUCCUGCAAGCAGACAUUUGGUUUCACUUUCUCCAUUUUGGCGCACUGUUAAAAAAGAGCAUGUGAAUUAAGUAGUAGUUUAUUUAUCUUCCAGAUGCAAAUUAUUCCGAUCAAUUUAGCUUAGCCUGAAUAAAUUGUUUAAGAACGUUAAUGCGAUCCGCAUCGACCAUACAGGUCUGAGUACUUUUAUUUCUCAAGGCCAUCGUUUUCUUUAGCAAACAAGUUUCCAAGCUGUUUCUUUGCUUUGAGUUUAACUUUUUGUAGCAUCUCAUAUAUAUGUAUUUUUUUCGACAGUCAUGCAAUUUUACCUACUCGCUUUUGAUUGGAUAGCGAAAACGAAAAAAAAUAAAUUGCUGCCUACCUUUUGCCGUAAUUUGUAACACCUGUCGCAGUUUCUAAUAAAGAACUGUCGCAAAUAAGAAUACAAUGAUCUCGCAAUUAUUUAGUGAACCAAGUUAACAAUAAAUUGCAGUAAAGGGAUAACUCACGUGCCUGACUUUGUCCUGUUUGACUGACAGAUGUUUUAGCGCUAUUGCCACGUGACGGUCCACAUUUGCUCUAGCUCUUGCUAACUUAGGAAUACGUCAAUUUGAUAAAUGUGACCCUGCUUUUUACCCAAAAGCGUUAUUGCGGGCGACAAGAGGAGCCCGCAAUCCCAAUCUCCAGGUUGUUAUUACGCAUGCGUCGCAUGUAUAUGUAGCCAGCAUUAGUUUGGACUUCCACUAACAAUGAAGGGAAUGCACAGAACGCAAUUUGAUCACGCGCGUCUCUACCUUCUGCCCCUCGUAAUCUCAGUGAUCACGCCUGUUUUGACCAUAUGCUACGUGAAACUUACGCAAAGCACGGCGAUGGAGCAAAAGCGUCUUGACCUUCGAUCGUGUCGCCCGCACUCCCUAACCUUUGGUUUUACUAGUUAUUAGUUUUUUCCCAUGCGUCGCAUGCAUGUAGCCAGCAUUCGUUUCGACUUCCACAAAGAAUGAAUGGAAUAUACAGAAGGCAAUUUGAUCACGCGUGUUUGGACCUUCUGUCACUCGUAAUCUGAUCACGCGUGUUUUGACUAUCUCUCAUGUGAAACGUACGCAAAGCGUACUUAGGCACAGUGAUGGAGCAAAACCGUUUUAAUCUUCGAACGUUGCCGCCCGCACUCAGUAACCUUUAGUUAUUACUAGUUUAUAAUCUAUAGUUGAUAAGAACUUCCUUUAACUGUUACUGCGGAUGGAGACCUUGUUUAAUUUGGAUUCUCGGCCGGUUUCUUUCAUUACUGACCAUCACUGGAGAUAAAUUGACAAUCUUCCGCGGCUCAUUUGUAGCAGACGAAAUCUCCUCACCAAAACCAACGCGAUUAUUGUUUCUCUCGCCGUGGCAGAUCUCUGUGUUGUAGUUGAGCGUAACUCCUUCUCUAUUUUUCAGCGACAUUAGGGCAAAAACGCCUAUUACUGGCUUCAGCAUUUGCUAUCUUGGGUGACUUUUAUAAGGUGGCUGUUUAGUAACACUUCCGUUGGAAACUUACACAGUUUAGAACUAGAUCGUUUGAUUGCUAUCGUCUAUCCUCUAAAGUGCAUUGUUUUAAUUUAUGACUCGUCAACGAAUUAUCCGUUAGCUAUUUUCUUCUUUUGGACUAUAACAUUUGGUUUU